This is a messenger RNA of Oryza sativa Japonica Group (Japanese rice), 1462 nucleotides long. Its product is annotated as phospholipase A1 EG1, chloroplastic/mitochondrial. Gene Ontology annotation, cellular component: chloroplast. Gene Ontology annotation, molecular function: glycerophospholipid phospholipase A1 activity. The record is from RefSeq and is a predicted model, not a curated record. Lineage: Eukaryota; Viridiplantae; Streptophyta; Magnoliopsida; Poales; Poaceae. Gene Ontology annotation, biological process: lipid metabolic process.
AUGGCGUUCACUCCAACCACGCUCGAGCUGCCAUCCACCAUGCCACCGGCCGCCGCCGCCGCCGCCGCCACCCGCCACCGCCACGCGAGGCCGGCCGGCCACUUGCGCUGCGCCGCCGACGCGGUGUCCACGGCGCCGGCGGAGCGGACGGCGGCGAGGGUGAUCGCCACGAGCUCGCGCACGGCGUCGGCGUCGGCGGCGUCGGGCUCUGUCGCUCGCGUGUGGAGGAAGGUCCAGGGCUCCGGCGACUGGGACGGCAUGCUCUCGCCGCUGCACCCGGUGCUCCGCGGCGAGGUGGCGCGGUACGGCGAGCUCGUCGGCGCGUGCUACGCGGCGUUGGAGGAGGACCCCUCGUCGCCGAGGUACAUGAACUGCAAGUACGGCAAGCUCCGGAUGCUGGAGGACGCCGGCGUCGCCGGGGCAGGGUACGAGGUGACGCAGUACAUCUACUCGUCGCCGGACGCCGCCGUGCCGGGCAUGGAGGCGUCGACCAGCGGCCGCGCCAGCUGGGUCGGGUACGUCGCGGUGUCCACCGACGAGACGACGCGGCGGCUCGGGCGGCGCGACGUGCUCGUCUCGUUCCGCGGCACGGUCACCCCCGCCGAGUGGAUGGCCAACCUCAGGAGCUCCCUCGUGCCGGCGAGCCUCGCCGCGCGCGGCGGCGGCGGCGGCGACGUGAAGGUCGAGUCGGGGUUCCUCAACGUCUACACCUCCGCCGACGAGACGCGGCGCUUCGGCUGCGCCGACAGCUGCCGCGACCAGCUCCUCCGCGAGGUGUCCCGCCUGUUCGCCGCCUCCCGCUCCGGCGGCGAGGACGUGAGCGUGACGCUCGCCGGGCACAGCAUGGGCGGCGCGCUCGCGCUGCUCCUGGCGUACGACCUCGCGGAGCUCGGCGUCGCCGGCGGCGCCCCGGUCACCGUCUUCUCCUACGGCGGGCCGAGGGUGGGGAACGCGGCGUUCAAGGCGCGCUGCGACGAGCUCGGCGUGAAGGUCCUCCGCGUGGCGAACGCGCGCGACCCGGUGACGAAGCUCCCGGGCGUCUUCCUCAACGAGGCGACGACGAGGUCGGGGCCGCUCGCCGCCAUGCGCGGCGCGUGCUACGUGCACGUCGGCGAGGAGCUCGCCCUCGACUUCGUCAACCUCGGCGACCUCGCCAGCGUCCACGACCUCGGAUCCUACGUCGCGUCGCUCAGGGAAGGGGUGGUCACCGACGCCGAGGCGGCCACCGGCGGCGUUCUCGCCAUGGCGAUGGAGCUCGUCGGGAGGCAAUGGCAGUCGAAGGACGCAGCCAGGGGGAUGAUGCAGUCAACUGGCUUGAUAUGAGAGAACUCUCCCUGUUGCAAAAACUCUUUUCCUCAAUCCUUUUGGGCGUUCAAAAAAAAAGAUAUCUAUGUUGCAGGGAAAUUGUUUUAACAGCUCGAGUGGAUGUCGACCCGUUGAUUGUAUGUCAUCUAAAUUAUUA